Messenger RNA from Mustela lutreola (European mink), 2599 nucleotides. It is a transcript of the gene OSTN, whose product is annotated as osteocrin. Gene Ontology annotation, biological process: hormone-mediated signaling pathway. The coding region runs from base 120 to 518 and encodes 132 amino acids. Gene Ontology annotation, molecular function: signaling receptor binding. The record is from RefSeq and is a predicted model, not a curated record. Lineage: Eukaryota; Metazoa; Chordata; Mammalia; Carnivora; Mustelidae. The transcript has 5 exons.
AGUAAGGGGUGUAUAACUGAAACUAUAAAAACUCAGAGAGAAAGCUCACCAUCAGGGCUGAGUUUGGGAGAAACUGCACAGAGAGGAUUUAAAGUUAGAAUCUCCUGAUUUUUCACAAGAUGCCGGACUGGAGAUUGGCAAACGCACAUUUUAUUCUGGCUGUGACGCUGAUGCUGUGGAGUUCAGGAAAAGUACACUCAGUGGAUGUAGCAACAGAGGCUUUUGAUUCUGGAGUCAUAAAUGUGCAGUCACCAUCCACAGUCAGGAAAGAGAAAUCAGCUACUAAUCUGGCAGCAAAACUCUUGCUUCUUGAUGAACUUGUGUCUUUGGAGAAUGAUGUAAUUGAAACAAAGAAGAAAAGGAGCUUCUCGGGUUUUGGGUCUCCCCUGGACAGACUCUCUGCUGGCUCUGUCGAUCAUAAAGGUAAACAGAGGAAAGUAGUAGAUCAUCCAAAAAGACGAUUUGGUAUUCCUGUGGAUCGGAUUGGUGGAAGCCGUCUCUCAAAUUCCAGAGGCUAAUUGAUUCUAACCAUGAGUACAAUUUGGACACAGCCUCUCCGGUGAAAUGUCACAAAAACAUGGAAGAUGCUUCAGUGAAGUUCUUUACACUCAGUAAUGAUUCAACAUUCAAAGAACUGACCUUCUGCAAAUCUUUCCACAGUCAGAACUUCAGUCAGUCAUAUCACAGUAUUGUUAUAACUUCAAUUAAAUUAUGCAGACCACUUAAAUGCAUGGAUAUUUUUUUAAAUAUAUAUUUUAAUUAACGGGAAUGGCUCCCUAGCUCCAAACCUUGCUUUUCUAAGAAACAGUCAAAACACACUAUACAUGAAAUGCUUUCUAUAUGCAUUUACCAUUUACAUUUAUGCAAUUGAAGAAUAAUAACUGAAGACUGAUUUUUUUUUUUCUGUACAACUUAGGUACAGUCUGUUUGCUCAUUACUGAGAGAUGAGGAAAGACAAUGUUGUGUAUGUUCUCUUAUAUAUUUGAUUUCUUUUGUAUACUUUGUCAGUGAGCCUCUUGGGUAAUGAUUAUGAAAUUAGGCUUGUCUUCGCAUAUUCACAUUUCAGUGAGGUUCCGGCACAUAAAACAUAGCUCCAGUUCUAGAAAUAAAAGAAGAAUGAUUUAUAAGCAAGGAAAAAAAAAACCCAGCUAGUAAUUAAACCCAUCAAUGUUAUUCUUCGAAACAAUUGAGAAAAUACUUGAAAGUCAGAGCAUAUUGACCAAAUUAGGAAGUGAAGGAUAUCAUUCAUUUGUCAAGUUUGGAGAUCUCAUGUCCUCUAACAACUUUUCUUUUCUCUAAAUUACAACUGGUAGUUAAUUAAGAGCAGCAGCAGCUAAUUACGAGAACAGCAGAUUGUAAAGAACACAGGAGUAACAGAUGAAAUUAUUGGGGAAAAGCAAAGAAUCACUCAGUAGUAAACCACUAGAAUAGUCUGGAACGCAAUUAAAUACAUAUAAUUUUAGCAUGGUACUUUUUGGCAUAGUACAAUAAGCCAUCAUCUUGAUGGUACUGACUCACUCAAGAAACUGAUUGGUUUCAUAUACUCUGUUUCAUAAGGCAUUGAAAAGUAUAAUGUGUUUGGGGGAAAAUUCUUCCAACUACUGAAAAUCUUCAAAUUUAAGUUUACAAAAAAACACAAUAAAUGAACAAUUCUGUUAACUGUAAUAGAUGGGCUAUAGCAAAGAGAAAUGAAUUUUGAGAGCGCUAAUUCUGUUUUUCAUAAACUAUAAACUUAGCAGGAGCACAGGGACAAAUAUCCUGUAGAACUCAUUAUUUGAAAACUAUUUAAGAAGUUAGAAUGUCUCUUGACACUUUUCCCCAAACUUUAUUGAAUUAUAGAAAUAUGUUAUAUUCCUUGGAAGUUCUUUCUUCCCUUUUUCUCCAUCUGGAUAUUUAUAAGGUUCUAAUCCAACUGGGUGCUGCUGCUUCCUGCAAUGACAAAAGGUAUUAAGGCCUACUUCAGCCUAAAAUUUUAUCAUGGUGAAGAUUUAAAGUCAAAUUAAAUAAAUUGAUUUCCUCUCAUCUUUAUUUUUUAAUAAAGCUAUAGUUAUGGCAUUCAGUCUAAUUAAAAUCAGAGGUCACACUAUAUGGAUUUAUACUCUAUUCUAAUCUAUAAUGCAUUUAUCUCAUAAUAUAUACUCAAGUCUUCAAUGAACAAAAUGAGAAAAAUGUUUUCUCCCCUUAAGACCAUUUAAUUUCAUAUUUUAAUUUUUACCACUACUUUAUACAAAGUAAAAAAUAAGUCAACAGUACCCUUGUUUGAAUAAGGCAUUCUUUUAACACUGCAAGAAAUUAAAACAUAAUUUCGAUUAAGGAUAUGAUGAGUCAUCUCAUUCAUUUGUGAAGCUCACAGAACACAUUGUAAACAUGGAUUUCCGUGUUCUGGCAUCAAUCACAUAACUAAUUUUUCAUGAGGGAUUUCUUUCCUGGUUACAUCGUCUUAAAAUCUUCACUACAAAAAGUCUAGCAACACCUUUAAUCUACAGAUAGUUUUAGGGAAUUAAAUUUCUCAAAGCAAACUAUUAAAAGUUGAUUUAAUGGAUUCUUCUAAAAGGAAGAAGUAGCAAAGGCUUUUUUGAGUGACCUUACCCUUGAAGGU